UGUUAGUUGGUUUAGUUGAAGUGUGUCCGUCGUUGAGUUUAGUCGUGUAUUUUCGCUGUGCCGUCUGCCGUUUUGUGCUGGUUUUGUGUGCUCACAAAAGUGAAAUUCAAACCGAAAGAAGAAAAAACUAAAAAAUCAACCACUUCGUGCAUUAUAUUUACACGGUCGGUCAGAGAGAGAGCGGGUACGCACUCACUUACUCAAAAUUAACGAGUAAAAAAAAAGAAUUUCAAACAACUAGAGAGCGCACGACAUUGCUCCAAUAUGAAAAACACAAUAUUAACAAACCCCAUGCAUUGCUGCAGUAUGAACGGGGGAGUGUCGUCUACUUGAAAAACAAGAGAAAAAAUAAAAUAAAAUAAAGUGAAUUAUUUAUAUUUUCAACUGAGAGUGUGAAUUAAAUGUAAUUGAGACUGAAUUAAUUAAUUAAAAAUAAAAAACAAAAUAUUUAAAAUAAAGAAAAGUGUUGAACGUCUGUUAACCGCUUUCGAGUUGGAGUCUCCACUGCGUUUGCCGCGGUUCAAACUGAAAUACACACGCACAUACAUAGUAAUAUGGCCUGUUUGCACAACAGCAACGUUGGUCCUUAAGCUCCCGCAUACAGGUGCUUGGCCUAUUUGUUGUAUAUACAAUCAACAUCAUCAAUAAAUUACAAAAAAAAACAACAAUUUUUACACAAAUUGUGAAAAAAGUAAUAAUAAAAUACAGUGUUAAUUUCUGCAUUUCUGUUCAUUCGUACAUUUGAGUUACAUACACACACACACAUACACACUUUUGUUGUUUCAUCGCUCUUUGUUGUGUUCACUCUCCCCACACACACAUACAUACAUACAUUUGUAUAAUUUUCUGCUGCUUUUUUUUCGUACAAUUUGUUGCUCAUUCUGUGUUUGCGUGAAGUGAAGUACACAUAUUUAUAAGUUCAGUUGUAAUAAAAAAAAAGGGAAAAUGAAAAUCGUACAGAACUGACUAUGACUAUGCUGCAUGCAAACUUUUAAGUUUAUUUCAAUUGAAUUUUUUCGUUGAACGAUGGAUCGUCGUGGAUUGAAGUUUAUUUCGAAAAGAACGGAUAUUGAAAGCGACGUCACACAUCCAACGCCUACCAACGUCUACUUACCUACACAACCUUUGAAGGAUAACUCGAAUAUUAGGAUUAUUAGAGUCAAUUCUGAGUAUACGCAGUCAGUGGAUAGCACAACAGCUGCAUUAAAACAACAGCAACAACAACAACAACAGCAUAAUCAACAAGCGAACACCAACACAACAACUACCACUAACAAUAGUGUUCAUACACACAUAAGCAACAACAAUAGUAACGUAAAUUCUCACAAAAACAACGAACGCCCACUAAAGUGUCUCGAAACACUCGCACAAAAGGCGGGCAUUACAUUUGACGAGAAAUACGAUUUUGCCAGUCCACCAUAUCCGGAGACGCAUAUAAGUAGCGCUAGCCAACACAAUCACAACAACAACAGUAACAGCAACAGUCAUAAUAGCCACACUACAAGCUACAAGCUCACUUUAGGUAACAGUGGUGGUGGCGUUUCAUCUUCAACAUCAUCAUCAGCUGCAACAGCAACAACAUCCACAUCGAUUUCCUCGUCUGCAUCGUCAUCGACGUUUGUCAGCUCCUCGACAACGGCCGCUGUAAACAAUUCAGCGCCGCAAAACCACGUGACAACGCAUAAAAACUUCACGCUGGAGAAAUCACAGAGUCCAGCCCAACAGGUGGCGCCCUCAUCGGUGCCACUGCAAAUCUCACCGGAACAAUUGCAGCAGUUGCAACAAUUGCAACUGCAACAUGGCUCACCAUUCGCCACCAUACAGGUGAAACAGGAAUUUCCCACACACACUGCCACCACACAUCAGCUGAGCGCCGGCGCUGCUGGCGAACUAAAGCAUGCCGGCCUGCUGGAUCCCACGCAAGCCAAUCAAUUGCAACAAAUGCAAAUGCAGUUGGCCGAUCCGACGGCCGGUGCACCGGGCAGUCCAGCUAAUCAGCAAACACCGAGUAGCGCUGCGGCCGCCGUCGCCGCAAUGCAACAACAACACUCGACUACCAUAAGCACCAUGUCGCCGAUGCAGCUGACCGGUCAGGUUUUGGGCGAUUGGGGGCAGGGGCGCACCGUGCAGUUGAUGCCGCAGCAGACGGCGCUCAAUUCGGGUUUCAUCUAUCCGCAGCUGGUCUCCGGCAAUCUGAUACACUCCAAUUUGGGUCAGCAGCCGAUACAGGUUAUUGCCAGCAAGCCGUUUCAAGGUGGCACUCCGCAAAUGAUUACCACCACCACACAGAAUGCCAAGCAGAUGAUUGGCGGCAAUGCCGGGUUCCCCAACACCUAUGCCAUCCCGUCCAGUCAAUCGCCGCAGGCGCUACUCUUCACGCCGGUGCUGGCACAAUCGCCGCAACAACAACAGAACCUAUUCAAUUCCAUGGUCGCCUCCGCGGCUAAUGCACAACAACAGCAACAACAACAGCAGCAGCAACAGCAAGCGCAGAACGCCAAGGCCACAAACGAUGCGCAGAAGAGUCUGCAGCAGAAGGUGGUGCAGAAGGUGACAACCACCACGAAUACGGUGCAAUCGGCUACCGGCACUGCAGGUGGCGUGGCACAGCAGCAACAGCAACAGUCGACCCAACAGUGUGUGCAGGUGUCACAAGCGACCAUGCCCACGCAGAUAAUUAGCCCAUUGCAGGGCGCUACCGGCACGCAGCAAAUGCAAAUCGGACCUUGGGUGCCGUUCUGGCAGAAUCCGAUUAUAAUACGCGGCACACAGCCGGACGGCACGCAGAGCAUGUUCAUCCAGCAGCCGGCGGCGCAUCAGACCAUACAGGCGCAGCAGCAGAAUCCGAUCACCUUGCAGUGCAACCUCGCACAGACCGCCGCCAAGCCGCGCCAACAAAUCGAAGCACUCGCGCCCAAGCAACAGCAAACCCAUCAGCAACAAACCCAGCAGCAACAACAACAAACAGCACAGGCCGUCGUCGCUGCACAGCUGCAGCAGCAAGCCAUCACCGCUAGCCAAUUGCAACAGCAAGUGGCACAACGUGUGCCGCAAAUACUGCCACAAAAUGGCGCACAAAUACGUCCGGCCAGUUCGGUGUCGACACAGACAGCGCAGAAUCAGAGUUUGCUGAAGAAGAUGCGCACCAAGCAGCAGCCUGUGCGGCCGGCUCUGCCAACGAUGAAGACUGAAAACGGGCAGCCGCAGCAGGUGAAGGCGCAAACCGUGGCCACAGCAGCGGGACUGCAGCAACAGGGCGCCACCAUGCAUCAGGUGGUGACGCCGGCGGGCAAGAUGGUUGUGAUGAGCACUGGACCGUCGAUAACUAUACAAAAUGGGCAGGCUAUACAACAGACCACCACGACUGGGCAUGUGGAUAAGCAGCAGCAGCAGCAGCAACAACAGCAGAUACAAAUACAACAAAUACAGAAGCAGCAGCAGCAACAAGUGUUGCUACAACAACAUUUAUUACAGCAACAAUUCGCCUCCGCCAUACAAAUGCAACAGCAGCAGCAGCAGCAACAACAGCAAUUGCAACAACAACAGCAGCCACAACCAAUACAAUUGCAAGUGACACCGCAAACAUUCAUCACACAACAACAGCAACAACUGCAAACUCAGCUGUUGCAACAGCAAUUGGUGCAACAACAACAGCAGCAGCAACAGCAACAGCAGCAACAACAACAACAGCAGCAGCAACAACAACAACAACAGCAGCAGCAGCGUGAACAGCAACAACAGCAACAACAAAAUAUAAUACAUCAAAUUGUUGUACAACAACAACAACAGCCACAACAAACGCAGGCACAAGCGCAACAACAACAGCAACAAACGCACCUUUCAACGCAAAUCGCCGGCGUACCAUUCUCGGUAUCAUCCUCAACACCAUCGAGCAUAGCUUCGUCAGCUGCCGCCGCAUUGCAACAACACGCUGUCUAUCAAUCGAAGGCCUCGACACUGCCGACCACUUCGGUGGUGACCAUCACAAAUCAGGCUGGUCCGCUGGUGACCAGCACCAUUGGCAUUAAUCAGACUGCACAGUUGCAGCAGCAGCAGCAACAGCAACAACAACAACAGCAACAGCAAAGUCUAUUAGCAGCUUCUCUGGCUGCUUCGCAACAACAACAGGCGCAACAACAUGCUCAACAGCAAGCGCAACAGCAGGCACAGCAACAACAUCAACAGCAGCAGCAAGCACAGCAACAGCAACAGCAUCAACAACAACAAGCACAAGCGCUAGCACAACAACAAGCGCAGCAGCAGCAACAGCAACAACAACAGCAGCAAAAUCAAAUGGCGCCACCAGCCACUCAACCGCUGCCGCAGCCCAGUAUUGUCUCCACACCCACGCAAAGCCCACUGCUCGGUCUCACUUCAAUGAUGAACGCAUCCAUGGGUGGCAUACAGUCUUCACCGGUCACCUCCACAGGAACAGCAGCGGCCACAAUGGCAUCGCCCAUAAAUAGCGGUGCUGGCGGUGGUGUAACCUCGCUACCCGGUACACCCCUGAAAGCGCUGUCGAACGAUCAACAGCAGCAACAACUGCAGCAACAACAACAACAACUACAACAGCAAUAUAAAAACGCUUUAGCCGCACAGACGCAAGCACAUAUAACCAUGGUGGGCAGCAUUGCCUCCGAAGCGAAUCGCACAAUACAAGUCUCAUCGGCCAACGCAGCGGCAAAUAAUAAUCAAAUGUUGCAAAUGAAUAAUGCCAAUGCAACGAAUGCGGCUGCAACGGCGGCGGCCGAAAUGAAAGAGGCUGCAGCUAAAACAGCAAUGGAGGCGCCGAAAGCAGUGCCACCGCAACAACAAGCGGUUGAGCCAACAUCUGCGAGCUCCACCACCACCACCACAACAACGCAACAACAAGCACAAGCUAAUAACGCAUCUAGUGGCGGUAAUGCUUCGGCGACAUCUGCCAAUCAGUCGGGUGCAGAAGCGGCUAAAGCUGCAAAUGCUAUGGACACUACGCCGGCGCCAACGACGCCCAGUACACCCACCACUACAGCCGCAUCGCCGACGAAAAAUGUAGCGAAUGUGACGUCGCUUACGCAGUCCACUACAACAUCGCCGACCAAAGGCGCUUCUGGCAAUCGCGCGCAUGACAACGCCAAAACCAACAACACUGAGGCGGAAAAAUCUGCCGCCGCCGCUGCCGCAACUUCUACAAAUGACGAGGGCAAUACUCAACCCGUUAAAGCCAACAAUGCAAUCUCUAUGCCGAAGAACAUGUCCAGCAUGACAAACAUUAAAGUGGAAAAGGAUUUGCCUAAAGCCAUGAUCAAACCCAACGUACUGACACAUGUCAUCGAAGGCUUGUUGAUAAAGGAAGCCGACGAACCGUUCCCCGUGACACGACAGCGUUACACAGACAAGGAUACCGAAGACGAGCCACCCAAGAAAAAGAUCUCUUUGGAUGAAGAGGCGCACAACGCGAUCAAUCAAACUAAUGGUGCUCAUACACUACCACCCGACAUGGUUGCUUGCGAGCAAUGCGGCAAACCGGAGCAUAAGACGAAAUUGAAGAAGAAACGUUUCUGCUCGUUGACCUGCGCACGCCAAUCGAAAGCAUCAAUGCAUGAACAACCCGCGGAGGCGCCAACGCAGAGCAACAACAGCGCCUCGGCAGCUGCCAAUCAGCAUAACAACUCCGAAGCAAUGUUGUCCAACAAUAAGAACACCAUCGAGAUCUCCAGUAUUACCAGCAACACAAAUGAAGCGCCUGCGCCGGAGAAAAUGCAAACUGAGCCCAUACCAUCGGCGCCGGUCACCGGCUACAGCAAUACUGCUGCCGCCAACAAUGCCGCCAAACAUGAAAAUGCCGCGCACGUUGCCGCGGCCGAAGCGCAACACGCGGCGAAUGUUGCUGCAGCCGCCAAUGCGGUUGCUGUUGCAACAGCUGCUGCUGCCACUGCGGCCAACACUGCUGCUAACGCUGCGGCUGCGCAAGCGGAACGUCCCUCCAUGGCCGAUUGGACGGUGGCUGAGGUGUGCGAAUUCAUACGUCACCUGCCCGGCUGCACGGAUUACGUCGAUGACUUCGAACAGCAGGAGAUUGACGGUCAGGCGUUGAUGUUGCUCAAGGAGAAUCAUUUGGUGAAUGCGAUGGGCAUGAAAUUGGGACCGGCGCUCAAGAUCGUCGCCAAGGUGGAGUCGAUGAAGGAGCAGGCGCCAGCGCCGAAUGCCGAUAAAGAGAUGCAGCAGUAGAAACGGCGUGUGAAGUUUGUAAAUAAAUUAUUUGAGGCGUUAAUUUAAUGCGAAGUAUAGAAGUUUAAGGCGGUGGUAACUCUAUUCGUUAAGUAGGCUUUGUACAUAAAGUUUAGCUGAAACUGAAAAAAAAACAAAAAAAAUGUGGAUAACUGUGCGUAAAGGCACGCAAUUCUUUUAAAUCACUUGUUUUUCUUUUUCUCGAGAACUUGAAAUAUUUUGUUGAAUCAUAUUUUAUUAUACGAAAUGACUGUGCUAAUUAACUUGGACACUUCUGUUUUUUAAUUAUUACAUAAUUCUACUUUAUUUUUGUUUAACUUCCUUCUUAAUUGCGUAAUUAGUAAAUUUAUGGUUUAAGUUCUGCAUAAUAAUAUUAUUAUAUAAGUAAUGUAUAUGAGUUUUGCAUGCGUUGCAGACGCCCAUAAACAGCUGGAGUUAUGGAUAUUUCAAAACUCAAAAACCUACAGAUGUAAACUCAAAGAGUAUUUUUAUUUUUAUUUUUAUCACCUAUUGCUAUUACAUAUUCACGACUAUGUAGGACGUAUAAAUGUUAGUUUGUAAGCGUGUACAUUUAAUUGAUUACUAAUAUAUAAUAUUGCUACUCAAGCAUAUUCGAAAUAAAUAAAAUGGCAUUAAUUGCGAAUAAGUUCAUGUGAAAAUUUCAUAAAAGAA
This is a messenger RNA of Zeugodacus cucurbitae (melon fly), 6882 nucleotides long. Its product is annotated as polyhomeotic-proximal chromatin protein. Gene Ontology annotation, cellular component: PRC1 complex; nucleus. NCBI's taxonomy places the organism in Eukaryota, Metazoa, Arthropoda, Insecta, Diptera, Tephritidae. The coding region runs from base 1027 to 6210 and encodes 1727 amino acids. Gene Ontology annotation, molecular function: zinc ion binding; protein binding. The transcript has 6 exons. The record is from RefSeq and is a predicted model, not a curated record.